This is a messenger RNA of Eptesicus fuscus (big brown bat), 1324 nucleotides long. Its product is annotated as translation initiation factor IF-2-like. Bases 1 to 750 code for a protein of 249 amino acids. The transcript is spliced from 3 exons. Lineage: Eukaryota; Metazoa; Chordata; Mammalia; Chiroptera; Vespertilionidae. The record is from RefSeq and is a predicted model, not a curated record.
AUGGCUGGCCGCCCCGAAGCCCCGAGGCCCGAGGGCGCCGCCGCCGCCGCCCCCCCUCCGAGGCCGGGGUGUCCUCUUCAAGGCGGGGUCGCAGUUCCCCCCCUGAGGGGCGCGGGCGCCGAGAGGGGUGAGCUGGUGCGGGAUGGCUCCAGGUCCUCUGCGCUCCCUGCGAUCGCGGAUGUGGCAACCGCCCCGCCGCCGUCCAGAGGCGAGAAGCAAAGUGAGCGGUUUCGGAGGCGGCGAGGAGCCGGCUCGGAGGCGGGGGCGGGGCCUCCGCGGCUCCCGGCUCCGCUCGGCUCACCUCCCAGCGCGCGCCGCCCUCCUCUUCCCACCCGCACCUCCCGGGCUCGCUCCGGCUGGGAUUCCCCGGCGCCCCGCCCUGGACCUCGGGCUCCCCGCCUCGUGACGCCGUCCUCCCUCUCCGCUCCCCGCAGUGGCCGGGAGGGGUCCGCGGGGCGGGGAGGUGGGGAGCGGGGAGCCCCCGGGUGGAACGGGGAGAGCCAAGCCCCGCGGCGGAGAUACCUGCUCCCGCGUCCCGCCCGGGGCCAUCGGGAUGACACGGACAGUACCCCAAAGCCCUUGAUCAGCCCCCAAAGGGAGGUCACACGACUUUGCUCUACCUCUCCCGGCGCGGAGAUCACGUCCCGCGUGCUCCGAGGGCGGCCACACACCCCAGCACCCAACCUCGGUGCCCCUCUCCCGGCGGAGGAGAACGGCCCCAGCCCCCGCUUUCUGGGGCACCGGUCCUAAGAGGGCGCCUUACACGUAGCGCGCCUGGACCCCAUCGUGACUCUUCCUGCAGAGUGGGGCGAAAGUGUGGGGGGAGAAUCGCCUUGCCACUGGCAACAACAGAAUUGCUCGUUGCCUUCGUCUGCAUCCUCUUUUCCGUAAAGUCUUGAUUGCCCCCGUGCACCCCCGAGCUGGCCGCAGCACCAGCCUUUGGAGCUUUAAGAACCCCUUAAGACUCCGCAGAGAGAACUGCCCUGUGCUCUGCCCUGGACAAUGGGUUCCGCUGGGCCGGGAUUAUUUUAAACUGCUACCAGCAAGUCAGGCGACAUCUGACACCGGCAGUCCAGCCCGCGCAGAGGUGAAACAGGUGAGUCGUAAGGCAAACUAUGUUAAAUGCAAAAAACAAAUACUGCAAGAAAAAUAAGGGUGGAGCUGGGUGGGAUGUGCGGUCAUCUGACCUGAGAGUAACCCAGCUGGUUACUAAGAAGGGUUUUACUUUGCCCUCCACUUUUCGUAAUUUUGUAGGAUUGUCUCGUGCCCACUAGAGGUCACUAAAAAGAGUCAUUUUGCUCUAGGUCUAGUAUGGAUUCUAAGG